Chaetomium fimeti is the source of this 1733-nucleotide messenger RNA. RefSeq names its product N2227-like protein-domain-containing protein. The record is from RefSeq and is a predicted model, not a curated record. The transcript is spliced from 4 exons. Gene Ontology annotation, molecular function: S-adenosylmethionine-dependent methyltransferase activity. The coding region runs from base 125 to 1552 and encodes 475 amino acids. NCBI's taxonomy places the organism in Eukaryota, Fungi, Ascomycota, Sordariomycetes, Sordariales, Chaetomiaceae.
CCAGUCUCGUGCCAGUCUCGUGCCAGUCUCGUGCCAGUCUCGUGCCAGUCCCCGCGCUCGGAAGGAGAGCUGCAACCAUUCAACCAGCCGGCGCCGCGCCACCCACUAAACUCGGAUAUUAACCAUGAGAUCAUCAGCCUGGACUGCCGCCGCUCUCUGCUGGCUCUCGGCCGGACGUGUUUUGUGCGAUGAAGUAGAUGCACAAUCACAUUCGGGGCUUGUUGGUGUUGACGCAUCUGAUCCGCAGUAUCUCGUUUACGAAGUUCACGACGUCGAGGUUGUGCUAGCCGAGAAUGAAAGUCUGUCGAAAAGGCUAGACACGAAGCGGCACCUAGAAGAGAAGGAGAAGCUGCUUAAGAGACUAAGCAAAAGCCACGGCACCUGGAACGAGCACCAUGCGCGCCAUCGCCUUCUCGAGGCCCUCCGCGGUUUCUCCGCCUAUGCUGAUACCCAGCAAGCGGAACUCACCCGGUUGAAGGGGCUGUACAGCCACGUUCCCAAAAAGCAGAAAUCGCUGCUCGAACGGACGGUCAAGUAUAGCCAAAAGUUCAACGACGUUUCCGAGCUGCUCAAAAAGAACCAGCAACUGUGCGACGACAUUGUGCGGAACGCCAUGGAGUUCUACGGAGUCAGCCAACAGGAGCUGGACAAACACGUCAAGGCCAUGAAAAAGGUCAGCCGGCCCGCCGAAAGAGUCAGCGUCUCGCAGGCACUGAAGCACUUUGUCCGGGACUGGGCCGCAUCCGGCGCCCACGAACGAGAUGCGGCGUUUCCGUGCAUCUUGCAGGCGUUAAAAGACCAAUUUCCCGACGCGGGGGAGAAAGAAGUGAAGAUCCUCCUCCCCGGCGCCGGCCUAGGACGGCUCGGUCACGAAGUGGCUCAACUACCAGGCUUCCAAGUAACCAACAACGAAUGGUCCGCCUACCAAAACAUCGCCUACCGCUUCCUCACCCAGCCCACCUCCCAAUCCCAGCCCCACCGCCCCAACACCACCACCCUGCACCCCUUCAUCGACAGCUGGUCCCACCACCGCAGCACCGCCUCCAUGCUCCGCAGCAUCCCCAUCCCCGACAUCCCCAUCCACCCAACCGACGUCCUGCUCGUCGAAGGCGAUUUCACCACGGCCUUCCCCGCCUCCGACCACCACACGUCGGGCGGCUACGACGCGCUGACGACGCACUUCUUCAUCGACACGGCGCGCAACCUGGCCGCCUACCUCGAGACCAUCGCGCGGCUGGUGCGGCCCGGCGGGGUGUGGGUGAAUUUCGGGCCGCUGCUGUACGGGUCGGCGCCGUUCGUGCAGCUGGCGCUGGACGAGGUGGUGGCGCUGGCGGAGGCGGUGGGGUUUGAGUUUUUGGAGGUUCCUGUUUCGGUGGGUGGUGGGGAGGGGGGUGAAGGGGAUGGGGGUGCGGGUUGGGGGAAGUGUAAGGCGGAAGAGGGGGUGGUGCCGGGGAAGAGGGUUUAUGGCGUCGAGGCGGUGUAUGGGUUUGAUGAGCGGGCGUUGACGCGGAAUGCGUAUGAGGCGGUGUUUUGGGUGGCGAGGAAGUUGUAGGUUGGGGUUGUGCUGCUGUUUUACUUGGGGUGUACACUACAGCUGCAAUAGUGCCUUGGGGAUUGGAUUUUCACACUUGUUGCUGUAUGAGAGACUGCUGUAUGAGAGGCAUGCGGAAGGCUGGGAAAUCGAGAUAAAAGUGUAUACAUGUGGCUUCACUGCGAACUCGUUGCGUUGGAAA